UCUCGGGGGCGGGACCCGAGAAGGCCGCGCUCCGCCCCGAAACAGGGCGGAAGAGCGGCUACAGCUGUGGUCCGCGCGCGGCGGGGUGCUACAGGUGUGUGGCCCCACUCCCGGGCCGACUUCCUUUGCAGCCUUCCAGUGUGACCGUCCCGGACCUGGGGAGGGGCGCCGGCCCCUAUCCCGCAUCCCUGGCCUGCGUCCAUGGGGCUGCGGCGCCGAAGUCUCCCUUCCUUCCUGACCCCUCCCCACCCUGCUCCCAGGGGCUAGGCCCCUCUGACCUUGUUCCCGUAGAGCCGCUGGCCGGGGGCACGGGUUUGGGUGACAGUGAGCAUCCCGCGGGGAGGCAGAGCGAUGAGGACCCACAGAGCUCCUGGGCUGGAGGUAGUGGGCGCUGGAGCCCUGCUGGUGGGGGGGCGCCCCGAGGCUACGGGGACCAAGCUCCAGGCUCUUUGAGAAGCCCUUCUGAACUAUGGCGCCCAGGCCCAGGCCUUCGACUGGCCAAGUGGGUUGGAGUCCCUCCCCCACCCCCGUUUUGUCCGGAGGGAGAAACUCAAGCCCACCCGGAGAGCUUGAGGUGGGUGGGGGGCCCUGCCUGCCCAGGCACAGAGGUGGAAGGUGUGAGUGAUCGUGACAGGUGGCACAGGCUGGCGUGCUCCACAUUGUCAUGGGCAGAGGGAAUGAAUGUCCCCUGGGCUCUGAGGUGGGUCUCUACUGCCCAGGGGCUGUGGAAAUGGGCUGGAGAAGUUUGAGUGCCAGCCUCUGAGGUCUCCAGGGUUCAGCACCACUCCUUGUUUUGUUUCUCAUCACCAGUUUCAGUUCCCCCAAGUCAGCUCAGGACCCCACUCCCUGCCAUCUUGGGACAGCCCCCGCAGCCACUCUGGGCUCCCCACAGGACACUAGUGCCCCAAAUACCCACAGAUCAAGACGGCUAGGCCAGGGCUACAGGAUCCUGUGUGGGGUCUCCCUGGAGUCUGCUGGUAAUAAACGGCCCCUCCCCUCCUGGGUGUCUGUAGCCAGGGCAACAGUAUAGAACGCUUCCCUCCUCAGGCCUGCUAGGAGGUCAGGCCUCAGGCUGGACAGAGGGCAUAAAGAAGACAGCAGAGAAAGUGGGCACGCUGGGGGUCACGUAUGGCCGGCAGUCCCAGGUCCUGGCCAUCUCCUUGGGCCUUCUCAGAGAAGGACCCCUGUGACCUGGCUGUGCUGCCUAGUCUUCUCUGACAGAGGAGAACCCGAUGGCAUCUGGGAUGCAGGGCAGACUUGGCCCUGCCGCCCCUCCCAGCUCCCCACAAACUUCUAGUAUGGCCCCUGAGCCUGGCCAGGCGUCUGAAGAGGAACAGGUGCUCCUGGCCCUAGCAGGAGAAGAGCCAGCAGGCAAUGACUCAAGGCCUCCAGCCACCAUACCUACAGACACCAUGGCUUCCUUGUGCUCCGGAAAUACCUGGCCCCCUUCCACAGGGGCGGACCCAAGCAGCACACAGUUGGGCCCUGAAGCCCUGGACCCCUGUACCUUACGGCUGCUGUGGGAGCAGCGAGAACUGGAGAUCCAGGCCCUGCGUUGGGCCGUCCGGCACGGCCAGCAUGCCCGGCACCAGUACAUCCUGCAGGAGGUGGCAGGACUCCCACCUGAGAGGAGCUCCCACAGUCAGGAUGCAUUCCUGCAGAACCAGGUCCAAAAGCUGACUCUGGAGCUGAGAGCACAAAAGGAACAAGCCCAACUGGAGAGGGAGCGCUUGGAGGCCCAGCUGGCACAGACCACAGACAAGCUGCAGCAGCUGGAGGCUGAGCUGCAGGCCUUCCAGAAGUCCUGCCUCCUGCAUCUGGCCCAGUCCUCCUGGGUAGGGCGCAUCCUGCGGUCACAGACUGGCAGUGUGGAGGCUCCUAGGCAGCCCGAGAAUCUUCUGGCCUACUGCCCCACCCACCCAACACAAAUUGCUGGGAAGGUGAUCACUGCAGAGACUCUAAUAGAGUCCGGGGACUCCUCUGAGGACAGUCAGGAGCCCACUGCUGGGGAGGGCUUCCGGCUGGAGGAUGUGGAUUGGAACAGCAUUGCUCAGCGGUACCCCAACCUCCUCAGCAGCAUCCAUUCCAGCUUAGAUCGAAAGCAGCCCCAGCUGCCCUCAGAGCUGGACUCGCCGGGCUCAGACUCCCCCCGAAAGUUUGUGGAGAGGCAGCACAAGAGCCUGGAGUGGAGCACUCUGCCCUGCGCAGGCACCAGUAGCUCUGGGGGUGCCGACUUGGACUCCAGCAGCUGCCAGCUGUUCCUGCAUCCCCGGGUGCAGAGGGUGAUAGGGCACCCACCACCAGCAGCAGACACAGCCUCCUGCGAGCAGAGAGCUGUGUUGGCAAAGAGAUUCAGCAGAGACUCUGAAGAUAUCCAGAGAUCUGGUUCCUACCCGUUCGGCCAGACCUCGCCGGAGCCCCUCGCAGACCUCUGCCACCCUGGCACCGGGCACACGGCGAGCCCGCCCGGCAGCAUCCUGCAGAUCGUGGCUGUGAGCCGCCGGGAGAAGUUCGUGCGCAUCCUCAACCGCUCGUCGCAGGACACCGCAGACCUGGGCGGCUUGGUGUUGCAGCAGAGGGUGCGCGACUGCCCGGUGCGCAUGUUCCGUUUCCCGCGAGGCACGGUGCUGGAGCCGCAGCACCACCUCACGGUGUGGGGCGAAGGCACUGGCGGCGUCCAGCAGCAUCAGCCCUUUUCCUCCGGCCAGGACCCCCUCCAAUUUCACUGCGGCCGGGGCUGCGUGACGCUCCUCCUGGACACCGAGGGCCAGGUCCUCAGUGAGUACCAGGCACCACUCCGUGUGACCUCCGGCUCGAGCGUCUUCGCGGACAACACCGACUGGUCCAUUGACCGCUUCCCGCUCCCCGAGGCCGGGGCUGGAGCUGACGCCGGGGAGCCCCAGCGCCGACCUCGGCCCCCGAGCCAGGGCCGGGUGCAGGAGACCAGAGCCGGGCGCCGGAGGCGGGGGACGCGGCGCCUCAGGCCACUCCUGAGUCCCCAGAAGCCUGUCCACCCGCGGGAAGAGCCAACGCGGCUCGAGGGAGCCAAGCCCCCGACGAUGCCAGACCCCCUGCCUGCCAUCCCGGAGACGGCGCGGGACCUGGAGCGCGGCGUGCCCGGGCGGGAGCGCAGGGUCUGCGUGAGUGCGCGCCCCGACCCUAGCCCUGGCUCGCCCCACCCGCCCGCAGUGCCGCGGGCCAGCGCACUCAGGGCUUGGCUGCCCCACGCAGGUGUGUCGGAGGGGCGUGGACCGGGGCUGCCCCAUGGUGGCGCUGUCGGUGCAGAGCACGGCGGAGAGCCGGUUCGGCUUCCGCUUCCUCUGCUGCCCGCCCAUAACCGCGGAUGCGCACCAGUGCCUGCGGCGGGCGUAGACCACCCAGGGAUCCGGCUGCAUCAUUUAUUGACCAACGUGGUCCGCAAAGUAAACCGCAUUCUGCACCCGAGAGUUGAAAUGAUUCACCUGGUUGCUGGGGCACCUGCCCCAAGAGGAGGAACAGCACCCUGCCCUUGCGUGGGGAGCCCUACAUAUCCACCAGGAUGGGAGGCCAGGUGGGAUUAGCGGCUUGGAACCUGGGC
Molecule: messenger RNA, 3577 nt
Organism: Chinchilla lanigera (long-tailed chinchilla)
Lineage: Eukaryota; Metazoa; Chordata; Mammalia; Rodentia; Chinchillidae
Gene: Lmntd2
Product: lamin tail domain containing 2
Exons: 15
Coding region: 1233-3560 (775 amino acids)
Biological process (GO): chromatin organization
Cellular component (GO): lamin filament
Molecular function (GO): structural constituent of chromatin
Source: RefSeq, a predicted model, not a curated record